Neoarius graeffei (lesser salmon catfish) is the source of this 4574-nucleotide messenger RNA. RefSeq names its product zinc finger X-chromosomal protein. The transcript has 10 exons. Lineage: Eukaryota; Metazoa; Chordata; Actinopteri; Siluriformes; Ariidae. Gene Ontology annotation, molecular function: DNA-binding transcription activator activity, RNA polymerase II-specific; RNA polymerase II cis-regulatory region sequence-specific DNA binding; metal ion binding. The coding region runs from base 340 to 2568 and encodes 742 amino acids. Gene Ontology annotation, biological process: regulation of transcription by RNA polymerase II. Gene Ontology annotation, cellular component: nucleus. The record is from RefSeq and is a predicted model, not a curated record.
GCUUUUGGCUGCGCGAGCUCUCUGCGUUUCCGCUCGGCCCCUCCCCCCCCGUGUGUCGGCGCGCGCCUCCUGCUCGGGUGUCGGAACCGCGGGGCCUGCAGGAGAAACACCGACAGACCCUCCGACAAAGGCCGCGCUGUGAGCGCCGGAAACGCUGCUUGUCCUGUACGGAGUCGCAGGCGAGCUGGAUCCGAUCCCAGCUGGCUCUGGGUGAGAGGCGGGGUACACCCUGGACAAAUCGCCAGUGAGUGUGUUCUGCAUGGAUAGCGGUGCGUUACUGGGACAUCCGUGUGCUGAAGAACGACAGUUUUGUAGCGAGGCCAAUGAGGAUUAAGGACGAUGGACGACACCGUGACGAGACUCGCUCUCCGUUCCCAGGAGCCGAAAAUCAUCCUGCAUGGCUCUGAUGAUGGAGGGAUGUGUGGGGAGGAGUACGUGGUGGAGCUGCAGGAGACGGUCCUGCUCUCGGACGGAGAGAACGACGGAGAGAACGAUGGUGUUGCUGUACGCAGUUUCUCCUCCGACGAGCUCGUCAUCCAGGACGCCGUGGAGGAUGUGGUUGCCGAGGACGACGAGGGCGUCGCCGUGGAGACAUGUGUUAUGUCACUGGAGGGUGAGGAUGAUGAGGAGGAUGGAGUGACUGUGGCAGAGGAAGAGCUGGUGGAGGAGAGAGAGAACGAACUGCACUCCUCCGGAGAUUACCUCAUGAUCUCCUUGGAUGAGGAUGGGAAGAUGGUGUCUGCUGAUGGAGAGGAAGUGACAGUGGAAGGAGCGUUGGAUGACCAGGAAGUGGAGAAAGAUGAGGAUGGACAGGAAGUCAUUAAAGUUUACAUCUUUAAAGCUGACUCUGGGGAUGACGAGCUCGGUGAGGGGGACUCGGAUUCGGUGUGUAAGCCUCUGAGGGAGAAGAUGCUGUACAUGUCAGUGAGUGAUGGCCAUCACACUCACACUGAUGGGGGCUCUAAGCUCUCUGAUGAGGUGUACAUGGAGGUGGUGGUUGGGGGAGAGGAGCCAGUGUGUAAUGACCGACCGUACGAGAGCAAAGACUUCAUGCCUGUGAACUGGACGGCUGCUUAUGAUGACUCGGAGUGCUGUGAGAACAGGAACGGUGCAGCGAGUGCAGUUCUGCACAUUGACGAGUCUGAAAUCCCACACACACUCAAACAACAACACGGCAAAACACACAGACGGGCCGAACACAGGCAGGUGCAGACAGCAAUUAUUAUCGGGCCGUACGGUCAGCCGCUCACGGUUUACCCCUGCUUCCUGUGUGGGAAGAAGUUUAAAUCUCGGGGUUUCCUGAAGCGUCACACUCGGAACCACCACCAGGACGUCCUGAGCCGUAAGAAGUACCAGUGCACCGACUGCGACUUCACCACUAACAAGAAGUCCAGUUUCCACAGUCACAUGGAGGAGCACACACAACACACACACACACCCAACACCAAGGCUCAGUUCGAAUCUGAAGCUCUGAAAGAUUUCCACCAGCAGGCGCCGCUCUUCUCCAAUCGCCUCCAACCACAGCAGAAAACAAAGAUGGCCGCUGUUCCUGCUAAGAAGACGCACAAGUGCAAGUUCUGCGAGUACGAGACAGCGGAGCAGGGCCUGCUAAACCGCCACCUGCUGGCCGUGCACAGUAAAAACUUCCCGCACGUCUGUGUCGAGUGCGGAAAGGGCUUCAGGCAUCCGUCCGAGCUACGUAAGCAUACGCGCACACACACGGGCGAGAAGCCGUACUCCUGCACACACUGCACUUACAAAUCUGCUGAUUCGUCCAACCUGAAGACACACAUGAAGACCAAACACAGCCACGAGGACGAGGAGACCGCGGCGGUUUCAGUGCCACACACGGAGCAUUUCACGGAAAACGUCACCGAGACGACGACAAUGCAGGACCACGACCCUGAUCGCGAUCAGGACAACGACGACGACGAUGACAACGAUGAGGCUCGAGGUCAUCGGUGUGACAUGUGUGAUCAUCGCAGCUCCAAUUCCAGCGAUCUCAAGCGUCACGUCAUCUCUGUCCACACAAAAGACUAUCCUCACAAGUGCAACGUCUGCGGUAAGGGGUUCCAUCGACCCUCAGAGCUCAAAAAGCACGCCGUAUCCCACAAGGCCAAGCGGCCACACCAGUGUCGCCACUGCAGCUUUAAGACUGCUGAUCCAUUUGUGCUGAGUCGACACAUUUUAUCCGUUCACACUAAAGAACAGCAGCAACAGGAAGUGCAACAAAACGCAAAUGAACAGCAGCAACCGGCACCUUCGUUACAGACGCAAGAGCGAAGUCUGCCCAAGAAGACAAUCGGGGCGGCGCAGCUCGCUCUGGGUGGGGCUCCCAUCAUUAAAAAGGUGAUAGGAGCCAAGGGACCAAGGGAACGACGUGUGUAUCAGUGUCAGUACUGCGACUACAGCACCGGAGACGCGUCGGGGUUCAAACGCCACGUCAUUUCCAUCCACACCAAGGAUUAUCCACAUCGCUGCCAGUUCUGCUCCAAGGGCUUCCGGAGACCGUCGGAGAAAAACCAACACAUCAUGCGCCAUCACAAAGACAUGAUGCCCAGUGAGUGAGUGAGUCAGUGUACACUUCCCCCUUCAUCACUGACCUCCUCUUCCUCACUCCGCCUCCAUGAUCACACAGCAACAGUGACAUCACAUGACAGUCACAUGAUUUCCAGAUAAGGGGGAGGCCUUUUGUCUUUGUGUGUGUGUGUGUGUGUGUGUGUCGGUGCCAUAUUUAGAAUAGUUUACAGUUUACAAUUUUAUCAUCAUGUCAUGUCCUGAAAGAAAUCACUAAUAAUGAUGUUCGUCCCGUGAACUGAAUUAUGGGAUGUCGUUGCCAGGCCACUUCCUUCCACAUAAUUUAAAGUGUCCCAGGUGAUCCAGUGCAAGUUAAAUAUCGCAGUGCAUUCAGGUGAUUAUCGGUUCACGCCCAGUCAGGAAGUCGUCAUCAUGGCUACUUCAAUCCUCAGCCUGUGAUUUAUUCUGAUUUUUUAUCGAUGUUUUUAUCUGAAGCAGUUUUCAGACUGAAUGCGAAUGAAACUGUUCAUUUUAAUAUUUAAUAUAAAAAUAGUGCUGAUUUCAUUGCGAUGAACUUUAACCCUGCAAAUUUAACUGUAAGACAACAGAAAAAGAAAGUGCGCUGCUGUUGUUAACUUUAUCUUUAAAAAAAUAGAGGAGCUAAGUAUUUGUUUUUAUUUUAAUUUGAAUAUAAUUUAAGCACCAUUGUACAGAAGAGCGAAUGGAGGAUGAGAAUAAUAUAAGACAAAGUAUUAAAUUAAAUCAGACUUCGAUUUGAGCGUUGUGUUUAAAUCUCAGCCGCUGAGACAGAACGCUGUACGAGACGUGAUCUUUACACACAGGAACAAAGGAGCUCCGUUUCACAGCACUGAAUCAUUUUCACACUUAUCCAGUCACUGAGCUGAACCCUUGUACAUUAACGUGUUAGCAGGGACACACACACACACACACACACUGUAAUACACUCACGCUACACCUUUUUGAAAACACAGCGUAUGUUUUGCCCAAACACACAUUUUAUUUUCAGUUUGUUUCCUCAAAGUUUUUCCAUCCACAAAAAAAAAAAUUAAUUUGUUCUGACAGCUGGGAUAGGCUCCAGCUUGCCUGCGACCCUGUAGAAGGAUAAAGCGGCUAGAGAUAAUGAGAUGAGACGACUGAAUGAACUUGAUUGGUGUGUGUGUGUGUGUGUGUGUGUGUGAGAACCAAGUGCAAUGUCUCACUUCUGUCUGCCAUUUACAUUUUUACCCCAUGUUUCGGUGGGACUUCAUUACCAUGGUGACGGUACCAGCAGGCUGGUUUCUUAUGGAGGAACGCUAGUCAUGUGACUUACAGCUGGACUUCAUUCACGUAGCAUGGUCAUGCUAGUGCAGUUAGUACUAGUGUGUGUGUGUGUGUGUGUGUGUGUGUGUUUUAGUGGACAACACCCAGUUGUGAGCAUUACACACUAACACACUUCAACUUUGGGACUCAUUGGUAUGUGUGAACACGCCCUUAUAUGGUCAUAGUGUUUGAAAUGCUCUCUCUUUCUCUCUCUCACACACACACACACACACACACAGAGGCACUUUGAAGCGCAUAUGUUGUACACAGACUUGAUGAAAACAAUAGUUCCACUCUAACGUAAAUCCCCUGACCAAUCACAGAGCGGCUCUUAUUUAAACAUUCGCGGAUUGUUUGUGAUUAAACGAAUGGUGUGUGAUGCGUUCUGGCUGUGACAUCAUGUCAUAGAUAAAGCACUGAGUUCCACUCCAUUCAACACCAUUGGUCAGUCCGGGGUGUCGGUCCCUUCCUGGUCUGGUUUAGCCCCGCCCCUUCCCCCCCCGUGGUCAUUUUUAUAGUGAGAUUAUUUAUUUGUUGAGCGUGGAGACGGUGUUGUAUAGUUUAGCAAACUGAUUCAAAGCGACUGUAACUUAUUGUUUUUGUACACAGAUCUGUAAAGAGAGAAUGAAGAUGUAAACACUUGUUAAAGAAAAACCUGAAUCUGAACUUUGUGUUGUCCUGAGUGUAAUGUUCGACAUAUUUGUUAAAAAAAAGGAAAUAAAAGGCAGAGUAUUUUC